Messenger RNA from Oreochromis niloticus (Nile tilapia), 3996 nucleotides. RefSeq names its product SON DNA and RNA binding protein b (gene sonb). Gene Ontology annotation, molecular function: RNA binding. Gene Ontology annotation, biological process: regulation of mRNA splicing, via spliceosome; regulation of cell cycle. The coding region runs from base 233 to 2974 and encodes 913 amino acids. The transcript has 20 exons. NCBI's taxonomy places the organism in Eukaryota, Metazoa, Chordata, Actinopteri, Cichliformes, Cichlidae. The record is from RefSeq and is a predicted model, not a curated record.
AGAAAGCCGAGAGAGUCCGUAAAGUUUAAAAGCAGUUAAUUAGGUUUGAAGCGGACAUUUUUCUAUUUAAGUCACUGCCGGUUUUAAUAAUAAGACUAUGUAAAGAAUUCGAAGCAAUGAUAGAAGAAACCUGAAACCUCUUAAAUCUUCAACAGGCAUGACUGUUAAACACCUCAUCUGAAUCUUACUAUCCAAUUAGAGUGAUGCUAAAAGAGUGGGUGACUGCAGUAAAAUGGACGGAGCAGAAAAUGCCUCUACAAAGAGAUACAAAGACUUGAGAAGCAGCAGUUCACACAAGAAGCACAAAAAACACAAAAGCAAGAGGAAGAAGAGGAACCGAGAGAAGGAGAGUAGUUCAGAGUCUGGGGCAGACCUGAAACGAAAAAAUAAACACAAGUCAAGAAGAGGAACACCAACGGAAAGAAAAGCUGAGCAAGGUGGGGAUCAUGAGAGUAAGUCCAGAUGCCGUAAGAAGCACUUAAUUGGAAAGAGGAAGAAGAAGAAAAGGAGGAAAGACGAUGAAAAUUCAUCAGAUACUGACUCUGCUUUUGUGUUAAAGCAUACUAAACUAAAACGACAGGAGGAGCUGCCUGAUAUAAUCCCAAAACAGGAAAACUCCAAUAAAGGAAUAGAAGACGAGGAAAGACGUGACAGACAGGGAUGCCAUUCAUCUUCACAUUCCUACUCCCAGUCACAUUCCUGCUCAGUGAAGAACUCUGACUCUAGGACUAGACACUACCGUCAAAGGUCUAGGACUUGCUCCCCAUCCAAUACACGAGGCCACAGGACACGCUCCAGCUCCUCAGAGAAGAAAGAUGUAGAAGAUGAAUCCUUUCAUUCCCACCAAUGGCCUCCAAACUGGCCCAAGCCACCUCAGGGUAACCUCAGCAACACUGAAGGUAAUAUAGAAGCAGAAGAGCUGACUGAGUCAAGAGUAAUAAAACGGCAGACCUCUAACCACAGUGAAAAGCCAGAAGACAUACAAAGAGAGGAAACAGAAAAACUAGCUUCUAGCGCAUCCAAGUCCAUGCCAAGCCACUCCAUAUCUGCUAAACAUUACCUGACCACUGAGCCUGGCUUCCUUCAGUGCAAGGCAUCAGAAAAGUCCUUUCCUGCGAAUGUGAAAUCUGCUGGAAAGAAAAGAAAAAAAUCACCACAGAAGAAAAAAGAGGAGAAGUCAUCAAAGAAGCAGAAAAAAUCCAAGUCACCACGUAGAGGCUACAAGAGAGAAUCUAGAUCCACAAGCCCUUCACUUAGGAAGAGAUCACGCUCAAGGUCAAGGGGCCGCAGGCCACGGCGGUCACACUCACGGUCAGUGUCACAAAGUCGGCGGAGGGUUGCAUACAGCCAGAGAGACCGUUGGAAACGUGAGCCGAGUCAUUCCCCUGUGCUGAUCCUACGCAAAAACAGAUCGCCCUCACGGAAACACGGCAGCUUGAGCAACAGCCCUCACCGUAUCAGUGAACUGGAUAAGGAGCAGUUGUUGGAAAUUGCUAAGGCCAAUGCUGCUGCCAUGUGUGCCAAAGCUGGUAUGCCUAUCCCUGCUAGCCUGAGAUCCUCAGUGCUUCCCCUGGCUCUGCCAACAAUGGCUAUGAAUGCUGCAAUGGCCAGUAUGACUGCUGCCACUGUGACAGCAGCCUUGACUAACAUUGGCACUUUGUCGUCACUGGUUCCACUGCCUUCCAUUAUGCAGAAGCCACCUGUUGCCCCUGCCCAACCCAACAUUGCUAAUUUGGAGGAGGUGAAAAGGAAAGUAGCAAAGCAAGCAAACAGCAUUAGCAUUAAAGAAUUUACUGAUAAAUGCAAGAUGAUUGCAGACAGUACAGAAGAGCUGCCAGUGGCAGUGCCUCAUGUUUCAGAUGAAGAGGAUGAUGAGAAACCUUUUGGAGGAUCAGCUCUACGAGAACCAAAAGCAAUCAGCUUCAGUGUUAAUAACUCAACAGUUCGUCCAGCAGUCCGCAGUGAUGCAGGCAUGGCCAAGGAGUUUCCAGUGUCUUCAGGAACACAGCAUCGUAAGAAGGAAGGAGAGGGACUUGGUGCUUAUGGAGAAUGGGUGCCAGUUGACAAAACAACCGAGAAGGCUGCCGUUGCAACAAAGGCCCAAACAAAUGUUCUGUCAGCACCACCCACCUCAUCAUCAUCAGGUGAAACGGCAACAGUUGUACAGGAAGUUAUUGAACAGCCAGCAUUUGUGACAAACAGUGACAAAGUUUUUCCUGACCCACAACUGCAGCAAGUAGACAUCACCCAGGCUGUAACUGAACGAAUCAAAGCUCAGAGGCGAUUGGCUGAGAACCCCUAUGAUAUCAGUGCCAUCCGCAUGCUCACCCGUGCACAAGAGCAGGUAGAUGCUUGGGCCCAAUCCAACACUGUUCCUGGUCUUUUUACUGGUUCAACUGGAGCCCAGAUCCUCAGCUCUGAGGAGCUCUCGACCAGUGGACCACAAGCAUGGCUGAAGAAGGACCAGUUUCUCAGGGCAGCUCCAGUGUCAGGGGGUGUCGGGGAGUUCCUGAUGAGAAAGAUGGGGUGGAAGACAGGCGAAGGCCUUGGAAGGAACCGCGAGGGUACUGUGGAACCCAUCGUUAUUGACUUUAAGGUUGACCGCAAAGGUCUAGUUGCUGAAGGAGAGAAACUACAGAAGCAAACUGGUGGACUAGUAGUAACCAAGGAUCUAAUGGGGAAGCACCCGGUGUCUGCUCUCAUUGAGUUGUGUAACAAGAGAAAGAUAAUGCAGCCAGACUUUGUUAUGGUUCAUCACAGUGGUCCUGACCACCGCAAGAAUUUUCUUUUCAAGGUCACAGUGAAUGGUGUGGACUACCAACCCCAGACAGCCAGUCCCAAUAAGAAGCACGCCAAGGCCAUGGCAGCCACAGUUGCCCUGCAAGCUCUGGGAGAGGUUCCUGUGGAUGGACCAGGACUCUACACUGGCCCUGUCUUCACUGCUGCUUCUACAGGCCCACUUUUUUCUACAUAGUCAUACACAAAUUGCCAAUUUAAUAUGGACCCUUUUCAAGGCAAACAUUUUGAUUUGUCACAGUGGGAAAGCCCAGGGCUCUGAAGGUGGUCCUGUGGUUUGUGCCAUUAUUCAUUUACUUUCCCAGUGUCACAGUGUCUACCUAGCUCCUUAAUUGCUUAAUCAACCAGGGUCAUGUGGCCAUAUUCUCCCACCCAUUGGGUAAAAGGCACAGGUACACCAAUCACACAGGGUACCCGAAAACAGACAACCAUUCAAGCUCACAUGUGUUUGUACUGUUAGAGAAAGCUAAAUACCUGAAGAAAAUGCCACACAAAAAGCCCCUGGGGAACCAACUGUUGUGAAGUAACGACAGCUACCACAGCACUACUACAAGGUCUUCUGUGAAAUGGUUUGUUUUAUAUAGUUUUAGUUUGUCACCAUAGUUGUUUUUUUCUUUGUUUUAAUCCCAGUGAUUAACCUGCCCAUUGUUUCCACUCUGGAGGCUCAUUUAUAUUUCAAGAACUACCACCUUAGGCACAUAACAUGAGAACUAUAAAAGCAGGUUCAGAGUACUUUGUGUCCUUUGCUGAUUGUGACCAAUGUUAUGCCUAUAAAACAUCACACCUUUUCUAAAGGUACUUGAAUGAUCACCUUGUUUGUUUUUGCAGGGGAUAGGAGUGGUAAAAAAAAAAAGUCAUCAUAGUAAAAGUGGAUGUGUGCAUGCGUGUUUGUACAUAUGUAUGACAAAUGUAUAGUUUAGUAGCAGUUUAGCCCUAUAUUCUAUUAGCUGACCAACACUUAAGUCCAACCCACAGCAGACAGUCUGCAGGACAUUUCUCGUGGUCACACAAAAGCAGAACCAAACUGGACUGUUAAGUGAAAAGUAUCUGUGAAUGACAGCUAACUCUUGUUAGUCUUUAUAUUACAUUGAUGACCUAAAUUUAAACAAAAAUGUUUCUCAUACAAGGCUGUCAAACUUUUAUUCUGGCCUUCUAAACAUAUGUAUACAGAAAUAAAGAUUAUAUUUAUGUUAUUUAGUA